GCCGCGGGCGAUGUGGAGCUCUGGGGCCGCCGUGGUGCAGCUCCUCUCCCGGGCGACCAAGUACGCCGUUGGCCCGGGAGGCCGGCAGGACCUGAGCCGCUGGCUGCCUCGGCUGGGCGCUGCCGGGGAGGUGAGCGAGGCGGCGGGCAGGGGAGGAGGAGCGGCGGCGGCGGAAGGGCUGUGUUUCGGGGAGCAGAACGGGCUGCACCAACACCACCAUUAUGCUCAUCCUUCCCAGGAGCAGCCGGCGGAGGUCCUGCUGUGCCAGUUGCCGGAGGGGGGGCCCGGCGGCUCGGCCGAAGGCAGGACGUGGCGCUGGUCGUGCUGCCUGCUGGGCACCUGCUGGUGCAAGAGCUGCCUGAGCGUGUGCUUCUUGGCGGCUCUCUGCUUCGCCUCGCUCGCCCUCGUGCGCCAGUACCUGCGCGACCUGAUGCUCUGGGCCGAGAGCUUGGACAGCCUGGCCGGCGUGCUGCUCUUCACCGUGGGCUUCAUCGUCGUCUCCUUCCCUUGCGGCUGGGGCUACAUCCUGCUCAAUGUGGCCGCGGGCUACCUCUAUGGCUUCGUGCUGGGCAUGGGCCUCAUGGUGCUGGGGGUCCUCAUUGGCACUUUCAUCUCUCACGUGGUCUGCAAGAAGCUGCUGGCCCGAUGGGUACAAGCCAGGAUCCAGGGCAGUGAGAAGCUCAGCGCCGUCAUCCGUGUGGUGGAGGGAGGAAGUGGCCUCAAGGUGGUGGCCUUGGCGAGGCUCACCCCUAUACCCUUCGGCCUCCAAAACGCAAUCUUCUCUAUAACAGAUCUCUCACUACCUAACUAUCUGAUGGCUUCUUCCAUUGGAUUGCUUCCAACUCAGCUCUUAAACUCCUACUUGGGCACCACCUUGCGCACAAUGGAGGAUGUUAUUGCAGAACAAAGUGUUAGUGGUUAUUUCAUAUUUAGUUUACAGAUUCUAAUAAGUAUAGGCCUCAUGUUUUAUGUUGUCCACCGAGCUCAAGUGGAGCUGAAUGCAGCCAUUGUUGCAUGUGAAAUGGAAAUGAAGACAUCGCUUGUUCAAAGCAGUCAUUCAAGCAACAGCAGUUCAGAGAGCUCGCAAGGUGAAUGCAAGUCUUUGUUCUGA
This is a messenger RNA of Gekko japonicus, 1111 nucleotides long. RefSeq names its product transmembrane protein 64 (gene TMEM64). Lineage: Eukaryota; Metazoa; Chordata; Lepidosauria; Squamata; Gekkonidae. The transcript has 3 exons. The record is from RefSeq and is a predicted model, not a curated record. The coding region runs from base 11 to 1111 and encodes 366 amino acids.